Messenger RNA from Ostrea edulis (European flat oyster), 2807 nucleotides. RefSeq names its product heat shock 70 kDa protein 12A-like. Lineage: Eukaryota; Metazoa; Mollusca; Bivalvia; Ostreida; Ostreidae. Gene Ontology annotation, molecular function: ATP binding; ATP-dependent protein folding chaperone. The transcript has 5 exons. Bases 165 to 1949 code for a protein of 594 amino acids. The record is from RefSeq and is a predicted model, not a curated record.
CACAACGGCGGUAAAUGUUACAUGUACCCGCGCUUGAGCGGGUAUUUGUCAAGUGUGUUAAAUCUAUUGAACCAGCGUCGAUAAAAUAGACAUUCUUAUAAUAGAAUUCAGAGAAUCUGCCAAGAACUUCCGGAUUGAUUGAUAAAGUGAAUUUUGACCCCACUAUGGCAUCGGGAAAUCAUUUGAUUGUGGCAGCCAUUGAUUUUGGUACAACGUACUCUGGCUACGCCUUUUCCUUCCUCCAUGAAUACGAGAAGGAUCCCACUAAGUGUUCCACAUUCACCUGGACGGCGGGGAGUGGCGGUCUCCAGUCACUGAAAACAUCCAGUUGUGUCCUGUUUGACAAAUAUGGCAACUUCCAUAAGUGUGGAUUCGAAGCAGAGGACAAAUAUUCCGAACUUGCCUUGGACGAUGAACAUCAUGACUGGAUGUUCUUCAAGAGAUUUAAGAUGAAUCUUUACAAACAAAUAGGAAUUAGAAGAGACUUCAAACUGGAAGCUGAUAAUGGUAAACAAAUGGAUGCUAUGAAAGUCUUUUCAGAGGUUAUCAAACAUCUAAAAAAUCAUCUGGUUGAUAAAUGUAAAAGUCAACAGACGUCACUGGAUAUAGAAGAUAUUCUGUUUGUAAUCACUGUUCCUGCCAUUUGGACUGACCCUGCCAAACAAUUUAUGAGGGAGGCAGCCGAGAUGGCAGGGAUCGGAAAGGAUCAGUUGAUUAUAUCAUUAGAGCCAGAAGCUGCGUCCCUCUUUUGCAAACACGUGCCUAUAGAGAAAAUGACCGGUUCCGAGAAGGGAUUCAACGUUUUCUCUUCUGGUUCAACCUACAUUGUGCUUGAUGCAGGGGGUGGUACCAUUGAUAUUACCGUGCAUCAGGUGCAACACAAUGGCAGUCUUAAAGAAAUUCACAAAGCAAAUGGAGGGGACUGGGGUGGAAUAAAAGUUGAUGAAGCAUUCAGGGAAUUGCUACAAGAUAUUGUUGGAAAGAAAGUCAUGGAUGAAUUUUGCAAGGAACACAAGUACGACAUGCUAGAACUUUUUAGAGAUUUUGAAGUGAAAAAGCGCACGAUUACACCAGAUUCAGAGGAGAAAAUAACUUUUAAAGUUCCAAUCAGUUUGAAUGAAACAUUUAAAGCUUCAAAAAAGUGCGACAUCAAAGACGCCCUGAAGAAAAAUUCGAAAUACAAAACUGAAGUAUCUUGGAUGGGAGACAAACUCCGAAUGAGUGCCAAUAUUGCUAAAGGUCUUUUUGCGAAUUCUGUGAACCAUAUCGUGGAUCGUCUGAAACGUCUUGCACAGAUUCCGGCUGUCAACAAAGCAACUUACAUUCUGAUGGUUGGCGGUUACUCCGAAUCACCGAUGCUUCGUAACGCGAUAACGAGAGCAUUCAAGAAUAAGAAAGUAGUUGUCCCGAACGAGGCUGGACUAUCUGUUUUGAAAGGAGCGGUGAUAUUUGGCCACGAUCCAAUCACCAUUGAGUACAGGGUUAGCAAAUAUACAUAUGGUAUCGCAACGAUGAUUCCAUUUGAUGAAGACAAACACGAUUUGUCUAGACGAAUUGAGACAAGCACUGGGGAUGUGUUAUGCAAUGGAGUGUUUGAUAAGCAUGUUGAAAUCAAUAAGCAGAUUAAAGUUGGGGUCCCACAGAUAGAUAGAGAAUAUGUUGUCACUGAACCAGAUCAAACCAGAAUUACUUUCAAAGUAUAUAUUUCAAAACACCCUGAUCCAAUGUUCAUCGACGAAGAUGAAGGAGACAGCGAUGAUUCAGAGAUCGAUUGGUUUGACGAAGAAAAUGAAUGCAUUUGUCUUGGUGAAUUGGGCAUCGACGUUCCUGGUUGGGGGCUAGAGCGGUUAGCAACGGUUUCCAUGACCUUCAGCAACACUGAACUUAGAGUAGAAGCCCGCAAUGAGAACGGAGAAAAUACAGAGGCAUCUUUUGAUCUAUUAAAUUAACUAUAUUUGCAGCAGCAAAGACAGCAUUUUAUAUGCAUGUGUGCGCAUAGCAUAUAUGAAAUAUUCGUUGUUAAGGAAAAUUGCUCCUUAGCUUUCGAGCACAACUGCACAUGAUGCAAUUACGCAUUUACUGAUUCAACACUGGUCCCAUUGAUGCAAAUAUAUUACACAUCUAUUACUGAACCCUUUCCAGUUGAAAAAAAUUGUGUCAAUUCACAUUUUGAAAGGGUUUUGCAGGGACUAUAUUUUUGUGGCGGAAGGAUUGAUCACUCAAAAAAGUUCUAAAUUUGCGUGAUAGUACAGUUUAUGUUUCAUCUAAUAUAUCUUCUAUUUUUAUACUCCUAUACGUGUAUUUCAUUUUUAUAAUUUUGAUACAAGUAAAUGAGAUUUGAAACUAUAUGAAAUGUUGUAAUUCAUUAAUUUGAUUGAUUGAUAUAUUUUUCCAAACAGAACACCAAUUCUUAAAAAGGUUUAUAUUAAUUUACUCGAAAUUUUGUAUGAAAAUUCAGUAUUUUUGCCAAUAAUUAGAAAAAAUUGGUCUCCAACCCCCACUUUUUUAGUUCUAUUUUAAAUUUUAAGACAAGACCUUGAAAAUUAUGUGAAAUUUUAGAAAUUGACAUCACUCCUGAUAUAUCUUUUGAAACUCUCAAAUUUGAUAUCAUGAUUGUUUUCGUAUAUCAGAUGCAAAAAUAUCAUUAUUUAUUUCUAUUACGUGUAUUAAAUUAAAAAAAAAAAAUCUGUAUUGUUAGAAGACAUGAUUAUGAAUCUAUUGUAUGUAAUGAUUGAUUUGUGUUGCUUAUAUUGUGUUGACACCAACAGACAAAUGAAGAUUAAUUGAAUAAAUUUUAAAUGCAAAAA